UCCUUCUUAUAAACUUAAAUUCAUUACCCCUUUUUUGCUCACUUUCAUAUAAUCUUUUGAAUAUAACUGAAAAAAAAAAAAAAUAGGAGAAAAAAAAAAAUGGAGAUAUUAUCAGUAUCAACAAACUUGUCCAGCUGGAGCAGAAGGAGAGGGUACGAGAAGCUAAACGGGUCGGGUCGGAGAAGAAGGAACCGGGUCGAAUAUGAGAGACGAAGAUUCUGGAAGAUAAAUCUGAAGCCGAGGCUGAAACUGAAACUGAAAUUGAAGCGAUUUUCGCCGAAGAAAUUGCUACUGAAUAUACGCGAUGCGUACAUGAACCUGAUGUUGAAGAUUGCUAAUUCGAGGUGUAUGAGCAGUGGGCUUAGUGGAUUUGGUGGGGAUUAUAAUGGAUUUGGGGUGAGGCAAUUGAAGGAGUAUGAUGAGAAAGUGCUUGUGGAGAUUUACAAGUCCAUGGUUAUAGCACAGGGACAAUUGGUUUCUCGUGAUCGUGCUCGUACUGGUGCUGCAAAAUUUGGCACCGAGAUUAUGUGCCAACAGUAAUUAAUCCCGACAAAAAAAGGGUACUUAUUAUCCAAUAAUCAAUAAAUAAAUUCUUCUGUUUGUUUCCAUAUGGUAAAACACUUUACUAUAAGGUGAUUUUAUUUUUAGAACUCGAAUAUGAAUAUCUAAGUAAGGAUAGCGGGAUAUUUAUCCAUGAUGAUAGAAUCAAUAAACUUUUUCUUUUUUCAGUUUUC
Lycium ferocissimum is the source of this 734-nucleotide messenger RNA. RefSeq lists its product as uncharacterized. The transcript has 3 exons. The record is from RefSeq and is a predicted model, not a curated record. Bases 100 to 540 code for a protein of 146 amino acids. NCBI's taxonomy places the organism in Eukaryota, Viridiplantae, Streptophyta, Magnoliopsida, Solanales, Solanaceae.